Panicum virgatum (switchgrass) is the source of this 804-nucleotide messenger RNA. Its product is annotated as spidroin-1-like. The transcript has a single exon. The record is from RefSeq and is a predicted model, not a curated record. Bases 1 to 804 code for a protein of 267 amino acids. NCBI's taxonomy places the organism in Eukaryota, Viridiplantae, Streptophyta, Magnoliopsida, Poales, Poaceae.
AUGGCGCUCGUCGAGGCCAAGCAUGCUGGCGUGUCCAUCUCCAGCACGGAGCUCGCGGACCCCUGUUCGUCGUCGUCCUCGACAACGUCGAGACGCCCAUCCGCCGGAGGGCAGGGCGCCGCCAACGGCUCGUCGUCGUCCUCGACAGCGUCGAGACGCCCAUCCGCCGGAGGGCAGGGCGCCGCCAACGGCUCGUCGUCGUCCUCGACAGCGUCGAGACGCCCAUCCGCCGGAGUGCAGGGCGCCGCCAACGGUGGAGUGCAGGGCGCCGUGGCGGCGUCCGCCGCGGCCGCGGGCGCAGGGCGCCGCCGGGCAGGUCAUCGCGCCGAGGAUGCCCAGGGCGGCUGCGGCGAGGGCGGCGCGGAGAGGUCGGUCGGGGCGGGGCAGCCGCGCGGCCAGGGCGCACACGGCGAGGGCGGCUGCGCGCGGGAGCGCCGCCUCGGGCAGGCCUCCGCCGGCGCGGGCCUUGCCGCGGGCAGGCCUCCCCUAGCGGGGCGAGCCGCCACCGCCGCACGCGCGAGCCAGGGAGAGGGCCAUGGCGCCGCACGAAGCUCCGCUUCGGUGGGGCCAUCGCCGGCGCCGAGGCGGCGAGCUCGGUGCUAUCCUGCCGCUGCGGGCCGUGGCCGCGCCGCGCCCCUGCACGCGUCCCCACGGGCCGCGAUCCCGCAGCACGCCGAGCGCAGCACCGCCGAGGUCCUCCGCUGCGCGCGAGUCAGGGAGACAGAGGAAAAGAACCGUAAGGAAGAAGAAGAUGAUAAGUGGGACCCGCUCGUCAUUGAGAGGAGAGAGUUUAAGCAAUUUUAG